This is a messenger RNA of Corythoichthys intestinalis (scribbled pipefish), 4125 nucleotides long. It is a transcript of the gene srd5a1, whose product is annotated as steroid-5-alpha-reductase, alpha polypeptide 1 (3-oxo-5 alpha-steroid delta 4-dehydrogenase alpha 1). Gene Ontology annotation, biological process: steroid metabolic process. The record is from RefSeq and is a predicted model, not a curated record. The transcript has 5 exons. Gene Ontology annotation, molecular function: 3-oxo-5-alpha-steroid 4-dehydrogenase activity. The coding region runs from base 405 to 1202 and encodes 265 amino acids. Gene Ontology annotation, cellular component: membrane. Lineage: Eukaryota; Metazoa; Chordata; Actinopteri; Syngnathiformes; Syngnathidae.
CCGUAUUCCUUUUAAAUGACCUCAGCUUCUGCAUUCAUAAGGGCUUUGCCAUAAUUAACUUUCUCUCUUCUCGGAUACACAGUGACGUGCGUUUGAUAAUUGAGGCAAUGAAUCAUAGACAUGCGUUUUAUGAUAUUGUAGUGGGGAAACGUUACGUAAAAAGUCACUUUAGUUAGACAGUACGUUGUGUAAAAUAAGUCCAUGUGACACCGCGCGGUUUGAUUGGCUGAGGAACUGAAAAACCAUGUGUUCAUGUGAUGUGAUUGGUUAAUUUCAUAACAUCGUUUUAUCGUAUGGCUGAAUGGUAAAAUGUAGUACCUGUGUAGUUUGGUACAAGAAAAUUACGGAUUUUUCUCUAUUACUAUUUUAUCUUUCUACUUUUAUGUGACCAACACGCCGCCAAAAUGGAUAGUCUUCUUUCGGCCUUAUUUUCUUCUCCGGAGGAAGAGCUGUACGUCUUGGACUGCAUGGCUUACUUCAUGAUUUUAAUGGCAGUUUGCACAUUUGUUUCUUUGCUUUUUAACGACGUGCCGUAUGGACGGUACGCUUCGAGUACAUACGGAUUCCCGGUGAACGCCAAGCUGGCCUGGUUUGUCCAGGAGCUGCCCGCUUUCCUGCUGCCCGUCUGUUUGCUAAUGUGGGCAUCAUCAGCGAGGAGCUCGCAUCUUGCGAAUCAGCUGCUCAUUGCAAUGUUUUUGUGCCACUAUACACAAAGAUCACUUAUUUAUCCAUUUUUAAUCCGAGGAGGUAAACCGACACCAUUCCUGCCCUUUUUCCUGGCUCUUGUUUUCUGCAUGUACAAUGGCUUCAUGCAGAUCAGAUAUCUGAGCCACUAUGCAGAGUACCCUGCAGACUGGGUGAUGCAUCCAUGCUUCAUUGCAGGUUGUGCGUUGUGGUUGUUUGGCUGGCUGACGAAUUUGCACUCUGACCACAUCCUCAGGAAUCUGAGGAGGCCUGGAGAGAGCGGAUAUAAGAUCCCCAGAGGUGGCAUGUUUGAGUACGUUUCUGGAGCCAACUUCUUCGGGGAGAUAACUGAGUGGGCGGGCUUUGCGCUGGCGGGCCAAUCUGUUCACAGCACAGCUUUUGCCAUCUUCACCGUCGUGGUCCUUAGCAGCAGGGCUUUUGCGCACCACAAAUGGUACCUUGGUAAAUUCGAAGACUACCCGAAAGACAGGAAGGCAUUGAUCCCUUUUUUGAUUUAGAAAAUGCCCCUAUACAAUAAGUCCUGAUUUUUCAUGGAAUAUAUGUUCAAGACCCAACGGCAAUAUAGAAGGACUCCUGAAAUGACAGUUACAACAAUCAACAUUUAAACCUACCAAACAUACAAAUCUUCUGUUAUGGACUUUUUUCUAUAUAUGUACAGUUUUAUUUUUUAUUUUUGGAUUGUUUAACGGACUACUACAAACAUUUUUGGAGACAUGUUGCAUGAACCAAGGCGGAAACCAAUGAACUUAGCAUUAAAGUACAUUUCUAUACAUCUUUCAUUUGCCAACCACUUUAUGUGCAUUACACUUCUGCCAUCUAUGAGACCCGAAUGGAACUUUACCCAAUGCAUUUCAUCACGGUCCAAGGCUCUUUUUUUUUUUUUUAUAACCUCAGAACCCUUCCUGAGGAAGACAGACACUAUUUUUCUGCUAAAUUGCCUCACUAAGAUGGACAUAGACAGUCAUGUACAGGAACCUUGCGUUUUUGGCGUCAUUGGCACUGAAACAUUAUCAUUCACUGUCAGCCUGAAAACGAUGAGUAAGGAACCAUCAAUUCAUCUCAAGACAUUUUUUGUUCAGACCUCGUCACCGUGCAAGAAUAAAAAAGACGAAAUGUAACCCAACCUCUGGCCUGUAACCGUAGCAUGCCUGUCCGUCCUUGGCUCCUGCGCCACAAAUGGAGCCCGAACGGGGGGGCUCCUUCAAUAACUCAGCCGUGCCUGAAAUGUUCCUGCGUCGUAGUUGACGCUGACAAUCGUGGAUGUUUUAUGAGAUGCUGCGGCUAAGUAAAGGGGAAAGUUAGGCUUGCACAUAAAUGGCAAGAUAGUGGUGACUAAUGCAGAUGAAAAGCACAGCUGGAGUUGCAUUCUUCAUUUAUACGAAACCCUAAAAGUGACCUUUUGGGUGGCGGCAGGAGGCGAGUGAAGUGUAAACUGAAGCUUGAGCUUCCACAGUGUGCCUGCAGCAAAUGCCAUCUGCAUUUUUAUCUCUAAAUCUUCACUCGUGUUAAUAGAGGACAAAUAUUUCAGGCCACUAUGCAAGCUAAGGUGCACAUACUGGGUUUUACCAUCUCACUUGUCAAGGCACAGCAGGAUAAUCUUUAGAGAUGUUCAAUAAUCUUAGGUGACCUUGAUCAAAAAACAGGAAAAGUACGCUAAAUUAUGGGUUCAUGUUUUUAUGUAUUGUUUUAAUGCAAUUUGAAAUAAAUGUGCUAUACCAUUUAUACACAUGGACUGAAUUGUCAAGUGUUAUGCAGAGAAAGUAUUGUGAAAUCUGCUUCAUGUCACUGUCAAUUACACUACAGUAGGUCUUAUUGCGUGGCGAAAAGAGGGAGAUUUAUUCUCGCAAUCAUGUGGUUUGUGGUUUGACGCCAAAUGCAGUAUUCAUACUUCUACACACCGCAUUGCCUACAGGAUUGAAAGGGAGCAAAUGAGUCCAUUUAACAUGCAUGGCAGAAAGAGAGGGGGUGUAACAGAUGCUCAAUCUCCUGGCGAGGCUUUUUAUUAUUUGUUGAGCUUCUGUCACAGUUGCUUAAUGAGGUUUGGACUAGGGAAAAAACAAAGAAUCAAGUCUCUUAUUUCUCCUGUUAACGUUGAUAGGAUUUGUCUUUCCAUCCGUUUUCUGUAACACUUGUACUCAUUUGGGUCACUGGUCACAUUUUGGACUGGUCACCAGUCAAUCACAGAGAAGAAAUAGAUAAUUUAGAGCUCAGUGUCAAACAUUAUUGCAUCAUUUAUGUGGCAAGAAAACAAUGUCUAUAUUUUGGCAUAUUUGUUUUUAUGACUGAUCGUGCUCCAACAUGAAAUCACAUUUCGUAGAACUAUGCAGCUGCAAUGUUAUUAACUCAUUUAGUGCCAAAGAUGCGUUUUUAUGUCUUUCAUGUUUUUUUGUGGAAAUGAGUGUUAAGAAUGUCUCUGGCGGUUCUACUAUGAAUUUCGAGUUUUUUUAACGUGAUUAUACUUUGGUUUAAUACAGACCGCAGAGCAUGUUUGGCCUAAUUAGCAUGCUGUAAACUCGAGACAAACCGCAAAAAUCAGUUGUCACUAUCUGCACGGUUAGGUCUCUCCUCGAAGCUGCUCCCCUGUGUUGCGGCUGUCAGAUGUGGUCUAACCCGUACGACGUGGGGAAAUCCCACUAUGACAAUAAGGCAAAGAAGAAAUCUAUUGCCACUAUCUGCUUGUGCAGUACCGGUUAGUCCUCUACCUGAAGCUGCGUGUGUCAGUUGUCGUCCAACCCGUACGACAUGGGAAGCCCCACAGAUGACAGCAAGGCAAAGAAUCCUUGCAAACCACACACAGCGAACGACUUGUAGCCUGCUGCUGUUGACACCCACUUACGCUUAGAUAGAGCUAAAGAUACUGUAUGAGAAAGGAAGCAUCUUUUCGCAUAGUAGGACUGAGCAGCUGUGUGCAUGCCUGCGAGUGUUGGGAUACGGCCACAUAUUCUAUCUGACACAUAGUUUGCUCUUGGGCCUUUUUUUGGCUAGACUGUGUUAUGAUACACGUGAGCGGCCAGGGUCGGGGGUUAGGUGUUAUGCAAGAGACUUCUUCCUACAGUCCCCCCUCUAUCAUGUACAUUAUACUCAGUCUCGUCUCAUCAUACAGUCGAGGUGUAAAACGAUACAGGCUGCAAGAUGGCUCUUACAGUGAUGUUGUGAUGCGUGACAGCACCUGCUGUUUCAAAGCAGCUACAUCGAAGGAUGAUCAUUUCAGUAUUUCCCUUUAUAUUCAAUGGGCGGCCUCAAGUGUACGUGAGCAGCAUAUAAAGAGGGCGGGAUUAUGACCCGUAUAAGUAUUUCAUAUUCCAUCAACAUUCAUGAUGUGUAUUGGUGAGUUAUGUUUUGCUGGAAAUUUGCCAAUGUACUGUUCUAGAUUUGGAGCCUUUUCCUUUUAGUAGGAAAAGAGCAGCAGGUUUUUGCAAA